Messenger RNA from Striga hermonthica, 666 nucleotides. Lineage: Eukaryota; Viridiplantae; Streptophyta; Magnoliopsida; Lamiales; Orobanchaceae. The record is from the annotation of a GenBank genome assembly.
AUGGGGGACGUAGCGGAGAAGUUGGCGUCCUUUCAAGCCGUCACGGGCAUCAACGACGCCGAUUUGUGUACGGAAAUUCUCUCCGCCCACAGUUGGGACCUCGAUUCGGCCAUCUCAUCUAUCACAUCCACCGUCGCCACCGGUCCCUCCGCCGCCGCAGCCGCCGGCCGGGCAAAUCAAGAACCCGAAGACGUUGGCCUUGUCCUAGUCCCUACAGGCAACAACAAUCAAUCCCCGGGUCUUGUUUGGAAAAUAAUCACACUCCCUUUCUCCAUCAUCUCCACCAGCCUAGGUUUAGUUUCCGGCGCGAUCGGGUUCGGCGUGUGGGCUGCGAGCGGCGUCCUGUCGUAUUCGUUUGGCAUGAUGGGGCUGAACGGCUCCUCGCGGGCUGGGUCGAUGCCUCUGAUGUCGGUGUCACAGUCGGCCUCGGAAGCCAUGGAUUUCGUUUCGGGUUUCGAGAGGGACUAUGGAAGGGUUAGACCGAAUUUCGUGGCCGAGGGUUUCAUGGAUGCCUUGCAGAGGUCCCGACGCGAGUACAAGCUGCUGUUUGUUUACUUGCACUCACCCGAACAUGCUGAUACUCCUCUCUUCUGUGAGGGGACUCUGUGCAAUGAGAUGCUGUCGGCGUUCUUGAACGAGAAUUUUGUGGUGCGGGAGGUAAUGUGA